Miscanthus lutarioriparius is the source of this 1335-nucleotide messenger RNA. The record is from the annotation of a GenBank genome assembly. NCBI's taxonomy places the organism in Eukaryota, Viridiplantae, Streptophyta, Magnoliopsida, Poales, Poaceae.
AUGCCCUUACAUAGAACACGACCAACUUUCAUUCUCUCAACACUACUGAGAUUGGCAUGCAUGGAUAACCACCUUAAAUCACCCUUAUUUGUCCUACUGCUCUGUUCUAUUGUUGCAACAGUAGCAUACCCUGCUCGCUCUGAGUCAUCUCAUCACGCACAGCCACAGCCACAGCCACAGGAUUUCCCAAAUGAGCAACUCUACCACGCCUACCUCGUCAUCCAGCGCUUCAAGAGCACCAUCACUAGCGACCCCAAGAAUGUCACCGCCACAUGGACCGGUCAUGAUCUCUGCGGAGAGACGACCUACAUGGGGUUCUAUUGCGGAUCGCCGACAGGGGAAGAUAAGAAAUUGGCCGUCACAGGAGUCAUUCUCAAUGGCUACAGUCUACAUGCACCGACACUGCAAGGUUUCGUGGAUCAGCUCCCAGACCUUGCGCUUUUCCAUGCUGCUUCCAACAAUUUUGGUGGCGAUAUCCCCCGACUCGACGGUCUUGAGUACAGGUACAAGCUCAGCGUGAGCACCGAUCCCCCACUAGAGACCCAAGAUUAUUUGGGGCAGAAAGCCACUCUCAGUGGGAAAGGAAAUGUACAACUGGGACAUUGCGUGACUGCUAACUUUGAUUUUUCUAUUAAUAUCGGUAUUAAGCGCGGUGGUAAUGGAGGCAAUAUUAUUCCUGGUGUUACGGAUGCUAAGGCUCUCCUUCUUAACAACAACAACCUGUCCGGACCACUUCCAGUUGACCUUGGCUUCUCCAAGGUGAGCUACCUCGCCCUCGCCAACAACAAGCUGAGUGGCCAAAUACCUCCAUCAAUCGGCCACUUGCAAGACUCCCUCCUCGAGGUGCUCCUCCUGAACAACCAGCUCUCCGGCUGCCUCCCGCACGAACUCGGCAUGCUCCACAAGGCUGCCGUUAUCGAUGCCGGCAUGAACCAGCUCACCGGCCCGAUCCCUGCAUCCUUCUCGUGCCUCAGCAGCGUCGAGCAGCUGAACCUUGCCGAGAACCAUCUCUACGGCCAGGUGCCCGACGCGGUGUGCAAGCUUGCCGGUCCUGCCGGCCGCCUCGCCAAUCUCGCACUGUCCGGCAACUACUUCACCUCCGUCGGGCCGGCCUGCGCGACGCUGAUCAAAGACGGCGUGCUGGACGUGAAGAACAACUGCAUUCCGGGCCUCGCCAACCAGAGGCGCCCGGCGGAGUGCGCGGCGUUCCAGAGCCAGCCAAAGACGUGCCCGGCGGUGAGCACCACCCAGGUGACAUGCCCCGCCGCAGCGCCAGGGGAGAGGAAGGUCAGGGACUACUCCAGCUACGUGACGUACGCUACUCUGCAUGACUGA